CAGGCAACAGCCGAGUCAGGGCCGUCCGGGGGCGCCGACGACGAUGUCCACAGCCCCCGCCGCGCCCCGCUGGGCCUGCUGAGCCGCCCCCCCCCGGCCGGAACCGCGCCGAACCGGGCCGUGCCCGGGCGGGGCCGCGCUGCCUGCAUGACCCUCCGGCGGCGAGGGGAGAAGGCGACCAUCAGUAUUCAGGAGCAUAUGGCCAUCGACGUGUGUCCUGGCCCUAUCAGGCCCAUCAAGCAGAUCUCCGACUACUUCCCCCGCUUCCCGCGGGGCCUGCCCCCGCCCGCGGGACCACGCGCCGCUGCGCCCCCGGAGCCCACCGCGCACCCGGCCGCAACCAGCGCGAGCCGCCGCAGCCCUUCCGACGGCGCCCGUAACGACGACGAGGAUGUCGACCAGCUCUUCGGAGCCUACGGUGUCAGCCCGGGUCCCAGCCCCGGCCCCAGCCCCGCGCGACCGCCCGCCAAACCGCCCGAGGAUGAGCCGGACGCCGACGGGUACGAGUCCGACGAUUGCACUGCCCUGGGCACACUGGACUUCAGCCUGCUCUAUGACCAGGAGAACAAUGCCCUCCACUGUACCAUCAGUAAGGCCAAGGGCCUGAAGCCAAUGGACCACAAUGGGCUGGCAGACCCCUACGUCAAGCUGCACCUGCUGCCAGGAGCCAGUAAGGCAAAUAAGCUUAGAACAAAAACUCUCCGGAACACCCUGAACCCCACAUGGAAUGAGACCCUCACUUAUUACGGGAUCACGGAUGAAGAUAUGAUCCGCAAAACCCUGCGGAUCUCUGUGUGUGAUGAGGACAAAUUCCGUCACAAUGAGUUCAUCGGGGAGACGCGCGUGCCCUUGAAGAAGUUGAAACCCAACCACACCAAGACAUUCAGCAUCUGCCUGGAGAAGCAGCUACCGGUAGACAAGACAGAGGACAAGUCUCUGGAGGAGCGGGGCCGGAUCCUCAUCUCCCUGAAGUACAGUUCCCAAAAGCAGGGCCUACUGGUGGGCAUCGUGCGGUGUGCACACCUGGCCGCCAUGGAUGCCAACGGCUACUCAGACCCCUACGUGAAAACAUACCUGAAGCCAGAUGUAGACAAGAAGUCCAAACAUAAGACAGCAGUAAAGAAGAAGACACUGAACCCAGAGUUUAACGAGGAGUUCUGCUAUGAGAUUAAGCAUGGGGACUUGGCCAAGAAGACUCUGGAAGUUACUGUUUGGGAUUACGACAUUGGAAAAUCCAACGACUUCAUUGGCGGCGUGGUUCUGGGCAUCAACGCCAAGGGCGAGCGUCUGAAGCACUGGUUCGACUGCCUGAAGAACAAGGACAAACGGAUUGAGCGCUGGCACACGCUGACCAACGAGCUCCCAGGGACCAUGCUCAGCGACUGA
Chrysochloris asiatica (Cape golden mole) is the source of this 1386-nucleotide messenger RNA. RefSeq names its product double C2-like domains, beta (gene DOC2B). The record is from RefSeq and is a predicted model, not a curated record. Gene Ontology annotation, cellular component: membrane. The coding region runs from base 148 to 1386 and encodes 412 amino acids. The transcript is spliced from 9 exons. NCBI's taxonomy places the organism in Eukaryota, Metazoa, Chordata, Mammalia, Afrosoricida, Chrysochloridae.